Molecule: messenger RNA, 2164 nt
Organism: Chelonus insularis
Lineage: Eukaryota; Metazoa; Arthropoda; Insecta; Hymenoptera; Braconidae
Product: probable inactive tRNA-specific adenosine deaminase-like protein 3
Exons: 5
Coding region: 765-1952 (395 amino acids)
Biological process (GO): tRNA wobble adenosine to inosine editing
Cellular component (GO): cytoplasm; nucleus
Molecular function (GO): tRNA-specific adenosine-34 deaminase activity
Source: RefSeq, a predicted model, not a curated record
AAGAAAUAAAUAAUUGCGAAAUUCCAUUACCAGCAGAAGAUAUUUAAUGAAUGUAUUGGCAUCGAAUGACAUUUUCUGUCAUUUGUAAAUAUGUAAAGUAUCUGCACGGCAAAAUUACUACAUAACAGUGUGAAUAAAACUUGAUAUACUCAUUAAAUACAUAUAUACAAAUAACACAAGUAACAUUACAACUACACAUCUUGUUCACCCCACCAUUUCCUAUUCGUUACCUUACAGCUUCAGCUACCACCGUUAUCUCGUAAGACGAUAACUCCGUUUCUAAAGUUUUAGAUAAUUAUACUUACUUCGUGCCGUUACCAUAGUGUUUACGAACGUCUUGCGGAGUGCGAAUUGUUAUACAAAGUGCCUUAGAUUAAUCACAAAUAUUUGAUAGAUAAUUGGAUUAAAUUGUCAUCAAGUAUUUGGUGGAAACUUUAUAAGGAAAGGUUACAACAAACACAUGACGAACGCGCUGCCACCUGACGUCGACGCUUUUGCUUCCAAUGGAAAGUCUGGUAUCGAAACGAUAACAAUUAAUAAGAAAAAAAUUAAUAAUUAAACUCGAAUAUAAGGUCAAUAGCAUAGUUUAUUGAAAAAUCAAGCUAUCAAGAAAUUUUUCGAGAACUGAGGAAAUAUCAUAAAGGAUAAGCAUACAUUCGUGCAACCAUGCAGUAUUCAUAUGUGUUUGUUCUAGAUUAACACGUGGGUUAUAAGUAAGAAAAAUACAAGCUAAUUGAGGACUCAAAUGCAGUGACACAAUAAAGAUGACAUCAGUUAAAGAAAAGAAGCGACGAUUGAUGUCUGAAAAUGCUGAAGCAACCCUUGAUAAGCCAAAAAUUGUUUUAAAACCAGUUGUGGGAGAUGAAUUCUCAGACAAUAUAAAUAUUACUAAAGCUUUUGCAGGAAUUUUGAAAGAUAAAAAAAAUACAGCUACUGCAAUCAAGAGUUUAACAACUAUUUUACCAUUACCUGGAUACUUCAAACGAUGUUCUAAUGGUAAAUUACUUCUCACCUUUUUUAAUGACCAAUCAAAUCAAGACAAAGGUCAUUAUUUAUCAUUCACUUCACAAGAAGAUUUGAAAAAAUAUUUAAUUGAUCAUGAAUUUAACCUAGAACUAUUAAAACAUGAUUUUUUAAUUGUGACUGUGCCUAAAAAUGCACCAAAAACAAAGAUUCAAGCUAAAAAGGCAUCACACUAUUGGCCAGUUAAUUUUCAUCCUGAUCUUCAUAUAGAGGAAUUGUUAAGUGGAGAUUUUUUUAAUUCAGCUCAACUUGAAAUUAUUGAAGCAUGUAUGAAAGUUUGCAUUGAAUCAGCAAGACGAGAAUCUAUUGGGAAUGAUAAUUGUAAUGGAAGUACGGUGAUAUUCAAUCCUAAUGACGGUAGCGUUGGUCGAAUUAUUGCAGUAGCUGCUUCAAGAUUAAACGAACAUCCUUUAUGGCACUCAGCAAUGCUUGCAGUGGAUCUUGUAGCUAAAAUGCGAGGUAGAGGAGCAUGGAAACUAAUUACAAAAGAUAAUUCUGAUGAUUUUUCUCAAAAUUUAUCUGUUGAUUAUCACAAGAGAAAAUUAGAGUGUCAACAAAAUCCUUUAUGUUAUCCUGAAUGCUUAAACUCAAUAGAUAUUCCUAUUUUCACACAAACUGCUGACAUUAAGUCAUCAAUCAAAUAUAAUAAUGAUAACAACGAUACAGAUUGCUCCUAUUUGUGUACAAGUUAUUGGGCAUUUUUAUUACAAGAACCGUGUCCUUUAUGUGCAAUGGCUUUAUUGCAUUCAAGAGUUUCAAUGAUUUUUUAUGGAGCUUCAAAUAAAUCUCGUGGAGUUCUAGGGAGCAAGUCUUUGCUUCAUACAUUGGCUGGAUUAAAUCAUCGUUAUAAAGUCUGGUCUAGUGUCCUCGAGGAUGAUUGUAUGAGAAUUGUACUCGAAAUUUCUCAACGCAGCAAUAAAAUUAUUUAGAAAAAUUUGUGUGGUGUCCAGAAUGAAUGGUAGUUAUGAAUGUACAGUACAAAUCACAUAAAUGAUUCAAUGUUAGCUAAAAUUGUAGUUAACUGAUCUAAAUAUUAAGAACGAUGAUGUUCUACGCAGGGACUGAAUAAUCUUUAUCAUAUUUUUAUUACGUUGUUGAUUCUUUCUGGAGAUAAUGUUAUUUUGAUAUUAUUAAGCAUAUG